AUGGAGAAAACCAAUAAGAAGAGGAAGACCAUUGUCCCACCACCCGAGGAAGGAAAGAAGACCGUUGUCCCACCACCCGAGGAAGGAAAGAGGAAACGGGGUGUGAAUUUUUCCCCAAAUGAAAUUAUAAAGUUAGUUGAUCUCGUGGAAUCGAAGUGGUCCGUGAUCAGCAGCAAGUUUUCGGAUGUCAUUACGCUGAAGCGGAAGUCCGACACGUGGAAAGAAAUAACCCUUAAGAUCAACAGUGUGGCAAGCGUCCGGAGAACGACCGAAGCAGUUCACCAUAAAUGGCAUGACCUGAAAUCGAAGGCAAAACAGAAGGCUGCAAAAAUCAAUGUACUGACCAAGCGGACCGGGAACAAACCCCUUGGCGAUGAUGUGUCCGAGUUGACGCAACUCGAGCAAAGGAUCGUAGGCCUAAUCGGUGUCGAAAUGAUACAAGGAAUCGCUACUGGUAUGGACACAGAAGAGCUGGACCUACCUGAAGAUGACAUGAACCAGCAAUACCCGUUUUCCCCGUCUGUCACAGAAGCCGAUGAUGACGAAAUUUCUUAUUUCGAUCAGCAUGCGUCACUCUCACUUCAAAAAUCGAAGGUAGGUUGGUCGUCUGCGGGCGCUCCAGUUUCCUGCAUUACAUUUCGCCCGAUUUGUCUACAGAUUCAAAAGUGCCAUCUUAGGCGCUUGGCUCUUGACGAGAUAUUUCAUCCUUACAUAGCAUUCAAUACUUAA
Molecule: messenger RNA, 729 nt
Organism: Lineus longissimus
Lineage: Eukaryota; Metazoa; Nemertea; Pilidiophora; Heteronemertea; Lineidae
Product: nuclear apoptosis-inducing factor 1-like
Exons: 1
Coding region: 1-729 (242 amino acids)
Cellular component (GO): nucleus
Source: RefSeq, a predicted model, not a curated record